GGAAAACAAAAAGAAACCUGAUGUAACGCCUGAAAAACUUCCUUUUCUACGCAGAAGAUCAAAGCGUACGGAGGGUCAUUGUGAAGCACAUCAAUUUAAGGCAGAGGAGCAGAUGUCCCAACUCUGGCCGCUGAUAAAGCUGAUAUCUUUCUCUGGUCCUCAGUCUGGUAUUCAAUCAAUACGGAAAGAAUCAGAAGAAGAUACCUAAGAUGCUCAGGUAACUUGCGCCUACCCUCCAGCACCGCUUUGAGAACUGGACGCGAAGACACUCCUCGCUUGCCAGGUGAAGUCACACACAAUCAGCGCACCCACAACCGACAGAUCAAGGCAAGAAGCCUUCGAACGGAUCUAGUGAACGCGUGCACGUGUGGACGCGGCACUGAGGAGGACCCAUAUCCUUCUCCCCCUUUUCUCGGCCCGAGAGCCAGCUCCAAACCUGCGCCGGGGGGGGGGGGGCUCCCACUCCAGACCGGCCACGCUUCCCUGCAGCAGCCAGGUGGGCGAGAGAGCGAGAGAGAGAGAGAGAGAGGGAGGCCUGCCUGCGAGAGGACUCGGCCUGCUCCUUCCCAGCCAUUCCCGGGCGGGCGCGCAGACUCCAAAGAGCCGCUCCGCCCCGCCCCGGCGGUGGCAGCGGCGCGACCAGGACGCUCCCCCCCCCCCCGUGUCUGCUUUGGGGGCGCCCAGCGGCCUCAUGGAGCGGGCGGCGCUGAGGAGGAGUCGCCCUUCCAGAAGUAUUGGAUAACUGAAGGUGAGCAGUGAAGACAGAGGCCACAUUUGCAAAAGGUGUGAAGUUAUUCAGAACGGCAGAAAACAACGUGGACUGUGAAGAGUUCGUAGAGAAUCCCCCUGUACUGGGUGCAGCUGUAAUUUGACAGAGGUGAGAUUCACACACUGAAUUGCCUCCCACCCAGGGAUCAGCCCUUCCUGAUGGCCUCUCAGGGAACACCAAAGGGCCUCAGGGCCUCUCAGGGAACACCGAAGGACUCUUUUCAUUGUGUGGCAAUCAUUUUCUUCCUCCUUGGCCUGGGAACUCUCCUCCCCUGGAACUUCUUCAUCACAGCUAUUCCGUAUUUUGAGUCUCGGCUUAUUGUUGGCAACUGCUCUGUUGUUGAAGAGAAUGAGAAUGGGACUGUCCUUGGCCUUGAACCCACAACCCGCUGCACUGAUGACUUCAACUUCAGCAACUGGCUGACUCUUCUCUCCCAGCUGCCUUUGCUCCUCUUCACCCUCCUCAACUCCCUCCUCUACCAAUGCAUUCCAGACAAAGUGCGCGUUCUGGGCAGCCUCCUUGGGAUCCUGUUCCUCUUCUUACUGACGGCUGCCCUGGUCAGGGUGGAGAUGCCCCCCCAGAGCUUUUUCUCUGUCACCAUGGCGAGCGUUUGGUUCAUUAACUCCUUCUGUGCCGUCCUGCAAGGCAGCCUCUUUGGGCAGCUGGGGUCCUUCCCGCAGAGCUUCAGCACUCUCUUCCUGAGCGGCCAGGGCAUGGCUGGAACAUUUGCUGCCAUCGCUAUGUUGCUGUCCAUGGCCAGUGGUGUUGAUGCUCAGACUUCUGCUUUGAGUUAUUUCAUCACUCCCUGCUUUGGGACAUUCAUCUCGAUCAUCUGUUAUCUCGUGCUACCCUACAAGAGCUUUGCCCGUCACUACCUUGAGAAGAAACACCAGGAAGGUCCAAGUUUCGAACUGGAGACUCAGGCUGGGCUUCUCCCUGCAGGUUUAUCCAGAGGCUUAAUCGUAAGGCGUGGUGACUCCGGCAGGACAAGUAAGCUGGUGAAAGCUUCGCGAGCCAUAAAGCAGCGCGCCGGUGUAGGCGCCGCCAGAGGCUGCUCCUCUGCUUAUGCACUGCCAUCGCUUUCCUGCGACCCGCCAUAUCGCCCCAGCACGAGAGAGAGUGUCCUCGAUCUCGAAGUCCCUGGAUGCGCUGAUCCAGCCGACUGCGUACCGACAAUCCCUGGAUGCGCGGAUCCAGCGACGCCACGACGCACGCCCUUCCCCAGCGCGACGGCCAAGAAACUCAGGCGGGGGCACAAUAGUUCAGUUGCUGAGGACGAGCUGAAGAUCUCUCCUCCUCUAAUCUUCUUCAUCAAAGAGAUAUGGCAGCUGGCCUUGUGUAUUGUCUUGGUCUUCUCUGUCACCCUGUCUGUGUUUCCUGCCAUGACCGCCAGCGUGGACAGCGUGUCUGAGAACAAAACCUGGAACAAGUUCUUCACUCCGGUCUGCUGCUUCCUUCUCUUCAACGUCAUGGACUGGCUAGGCCGCAGUGCCACAUCCUAUUUCCUCUGGCCAGAGAAGAACCUACCCCUCCUCCCUGCUAUGGUGGGACUCCGCCUGCUGCUCAUCCCGCUGCUCCUGUUAUGCAACAUCCCUCACCGCUCCUACCUGCCUGUGCUUUUCCACCAAGAUGCCUGGUUUGUCCUCUUCAUGGUUGUUUUCUCGCUUUCCAAUGGCUACUUUGUCUCUCUCAUCAUGUGCCUGGCGCCCAAACAGGUGCAGCCACAUGAAAGUGGGUUGGCAGGUGCCAUAAUGACCUUCUUCCUGGCCUUGGGGCUCUCGUGUGGGGCUGGUCUGUCCUUCAUCUUAAAAGCCUUGCUGUGAAGGGUGCCAGCCAUCCUGUCGCGGCCUCUCUCAUCCUGAAGCAUCACUUCAUCCUGAAGCCUUGAGGAGAGGCUGGGAACUCUUCUCACCGUCCCCAGUUUUGCUCCAGGCCCCCCUUUUUAUGGCAGCUAACAUUUUCCAAGAGGGGCAACCCAACAGUCUUCCAAAAAAAGGGGAAAUGUAUAUAUGUAUGCAGGGGAGGGGAGAGGGGUCGCCCAAUCAUGUUCUUGUUAACGCAGAGCCUGAAUGUAUUUUCUGAAAGAGCCUUGGAUUUUUCAGAUCAAGGAACGGGGAGUGAUUUGCUCAGGAAAGCAGCAGCUGAGAUCAGUCCCUCUUAUGUGAGACCGGAAGACUUCAUAAGAAAUAUGGGACUUUUCUCUUUGCUUGCUUUCCAGUUGAGGAAGCAUUGUUGUAUAACGCACAAAUUUCUAUGUGGAAGGAUGACUCUGGGAAGGGGUGAUGAUAUGUGUAAUAAAGUCAGUGUUAAAAUAAGGGAUGGAGACGGCACUCCUUCCCAUUUGUGGCUACCCAAAAUCUCACAAACGCACACCUUUUUUUAAUUAUUUCUGAGCCUUUGUAGUGAUAAACUCUUUGAUUGCAACCAUAGUGCUAGAACCUCGCCCUACUUGAAUGAAAAGCAAAUUGCCUUCAAGGUAAGGCAAAUUCUAUAGUAGCUUUCCCAAGCUGCGAACAAAUGAACAAGCAAGAAAGCGACCUUCGGAAGCUAUAUCCAGGCCUUGGACUCCAGUGAAUGUAUCUGCAUAAUAUUUGUCCAUCUUCUUCACCAGUUUGAUCUGAAAUGUCAUCAAAACCAGCCAUCAGUGAGUUCUGCUUCUGAGUGAAAGAUGCUUAGAGGUGGUUUAUAAUUUACAUAAACUUCCUGGCUCCUUUCUGUGGAGUUCAUACAACUAAUCAAGUGUAGGUUUAUGCAAAACACAAACCUCUUUGCAAAAAAGAGAGAGAGAGAGAGAGAGAGAGGUCUGCAGUGUUUAUUUGUUGUGAUCCUUCCCCUGGAUCCAAAAAUAAAAUAGACCCUGCUGCAAUCAUGUUUUCAUAGGAAUAGCUAAGCAAUCUGAUCCCAUGAAAAGAAAAGUGUCUGGAUUGCCCACAUUUCUUUUAGAUAACUCAUUGGUUUUACUACUAGUUUCAUGAAUGAUCAAAGAGCAAUUGUGAAAAUGUUGCCUUUAAGGUAUUUUACUGUUUGCAAGUGUCUGUACUUUGUGGAACAACUUUUUUUGCCUUUUUCUUUUUUUUGUAGCAGAGCCUGGCCCUGGGUAGCAGGGGAUAUCCAAGAUGAGUCCUAAGGGUCGUGCUGUUGUAAAUAGGAACUCUAUCCUAAACUUGUGUUCAUUCUUUUUUAAAAAAAACAAAUUGCUGCAUUUAAAAUGUGAAACAAUUCCAAGAAGUUUAGUUAGCUUAUUUUUUGCCAUUCAAUAAACUUUUUUUAAGGAAAAAAA
Sphaerodactylus townsendi is the source of this 4049-nucleotide messenger RNA. It is a transcript of the gene SLC29A2, whose product is annotated as solute carrier family 29 member 2. The transcript is spliced from 18 exons. Lineage: Eukaryota; Metazoa; Chordata; Lepidosauria; Squamata; Sphaerodactylidae. Gene Ontology annotation, cellular component: plasma membrane; basolateral plasma membrane. Bases 928 to 2592 code for a protein of 554 amino acids. Gene Ontology annotation, molecular function: nucleoside transmembrane transporter activity. The record is from RefSeq and is a predicted model, not a curated record. Gene Ontology annotation, biological process: thymine transport; uridine transmembrane transport; nucleoside transmembrane transport.